Messenger RNA from Anopheles funestus (African malaria mosquito), 2178 nucleotides. RefSeq names its product serine protease HTRA2, mitochondrial (gene HtrA2). NCBI's taxonomy places the organism in Eukaryota, Metazoa, Arthropoda, Insecta, Diptera, Culicidae. The record is from RefSeq and is a predicted model, not a curated record. The coding region runs from base 759 to 2045 and encodes 428 amino acids. Gene Ontology annotation, molecular function: protein binding; serine-type endopeptidase activity. The transcript has 4 exons. Gene Ontology annotation, biological process: programmed cell death; positive regulation of apoptotic process; proteolysis.
ACAGCCAUACAUAAAGACAGGCGCUAUAUAGCGCUUAUGUGAACAGACUGCCUUAAAAUCGACCCGCUACCAGGGGCGCAGGAUUUCCAGCAGGGUUCCAGUACUGCGCUUGUAUAGCCGCAGCCCCGCCGGACACCGGACCGUGUUGACAGUUUGGUAGCGAUCACUGUGCGGCCAGCUGUUGUUUUUUGGCGGCAAGCUGAUCUUUGUUUACGUUUUGCUCGGUGUGGUGUCGUGGUAAAAAAGAUUGUUCCAAAUUGGGAUUUACAACGAAAUUGACUUAACCUAAGAAAAAGAAAGGGAAGACGAUACACGAAGACGGGAAAUUGGGAUGCUGAAGUACUGAAAUCCAACAGGUGAUUUGAAUCGUUAAAGGCUGAACGAGCUCUUACAAAAGGGUGGUUCUGGCCAUGGCUGGAAUGGGAAUGAGGAGUUGAUGAGAAAAGGAGACAAGCGAUAAAAUAGGAUUGGAAGUGAGAAAUUCGCAAGCUUUAAUGGCUCCAGGCUUAGACAGCUGACAGCUCCAAAGUUCUAUUGUUCUCUCGUCCCCGGCUCCCACGUAUCCCACGUGGGUUACCAGCCGCCGACGAGAGGACAGAAAGAGCUUUCAACUACACGCAACAGAAACGUAAACAAAACAAUCCACGGAACGUCAAACAAACCCGGUUUUUGGCUGAGCUGUCAAAUAGCAAAACGUUUUCGCUUCGUACGCAAACGGAUGAUCAAAGUACACCUUCAUUGUAGGUUUGUGUAAAAGCAUGUACUGUGCAUUGCGAAAGCCUGCCAUCUUCCGGCAUCGUUUGCUGGCGCUCGUUCAACUACCUGCCCCGAAUUCGUCACGACCGAUAAAAACAACCGAACAGUAUGAACAUAGCGAAAAUGGUAAACAGAACGGGUGGAAUUUACACCGAAAGGUUGGAAUAACGAUGGCGCUGACUGGUGUAUUGGGUUUGCUUAUGUAUAAACAGUCGCCAACGAACGACAGUAAACGUGUUACCGGCUUAGGUUGGUUAAUGCCGGCAGUCGGUGCCAAAACGGAUCCCACCCCAAAACGUAGCCAACGGAAGGAUUUCAACUUCAUCGCGGAUGCUGUAGAACUGUCCGCGCCGGCUGUGGUGUACCUGGAAAUACGCGACCGACAGCAUGUGGAUUUUUUCACCCGCGAACCAAUGACAGUAUCGAAUGGUUCCGGUUUUAUCGUCGAACCGGACGGGUUGAUACUAACAAACGCACACGUUGUAGUGAGCAAACCGCACACGAUGGUUACGGUGAAGCUAACGGACGGCCGGAUCUUUCCCGGUUACGUGGAGCACGUUGAUCCGGCCUCGGAUCUGGCUACGGUACGGGUACGGUGUGACAAUUUACCCACGCUCAAACUCGGUCAUUCGGCGGACCUGCGAACGGGUGAGUGGGUGAUAGCGCUUGGGAGUCCGCUCGCCCUUAACAACACGGUAACGGCCGGUGUCGUUAGCACGACGCAACGACCAUCGCAAGAGCUCGGAUUGCGAGGGAAAGAUAUCAACUACAUCCAAACGGAUGCUGCCAUUACGUUUGGUAAUUCUGGUGGACCGUUGGUAAACCUCGAUGGUGAGGCAAUCGGUAUCAACAGCAUGAAGGUAACGUCGGGAAUUAGCUUCGCCAUACCGAUCGAUCACGCGAAGGAGUUUUUGCGCAAAAUUAACGAAUCGCCGACCGGAUCGGAACGGCGUGCGGGUAGUAAUGUGCCUGCCUACCGACGAUAUAUCGGCAUCACGAUGCUUACACUGACGCCGGAAAUUUUAGGCGAGCUGCAGCAACGCAACCACAAAUUUCCUCCCAUCGUACGCGGGGGUGUAUUGGUGUGGAAAGUAAUCCAAGGAUCGCCGGCGUACAGUGGAGGACUACAACCGGGUGAUAUCAUAACGCACAUUAAUGGGAAGGAGAUUAAAAAUUCCAGCGAUGUGUACGAACUACUGCUGGAACAGGACAAAAAGCUUUCAAUCUCCAUCUACCGUGGCCAGCAGCUUACGACGGUACACGUCUUCCCGGAGGACACGACGGCUUAGACCGCGCCGUUGCGCCGUUCAAUUAUUUAUUUUAAUGCUUUUCGAAACCAAGACUUCCUUUAGUUUAAUUAAUUCGUUAAACAAUGGGUAUGCUGAAAAGAAAAAUAUAAAAACAAAAUCAUAAAAAAACAAA